AACCCAACAUAACACUGAACCUGUGCAGCCGACGCUAUUGCAACGGACGCACCAUUACACUGAAUCUGUGCGACGCUCCUGAAAUAAACGCACCAUGGUUGAGCUGUCAGUUUUUUUUUCCACUCGCGCGUGUUUGAUCGUGUCCGUGUCGGUGUUGGCGGUGUUGGCUGUAUCCUCGUGAUUUGGCAACUUUUGGCGUUAGUCAAGGUGUCCAACGAGCAGCCGAAGGCAGUUAGAAAGAUCCGCUGAGGGACGGAAUCGGGUCCGCUCCGCAAGGCGAAAAGUUUUCAGCAUCUUUGUAGUGAAGCUGUUUGUUUGCGGAAAAAUCCAACUUGAAAGAGGAAUACGACUGGAACUCGUCUAGUUCGUGCGAGGACGGCCAACAUGGACAGCUGGCGCCGAUCUCGGCCGGAUGACGAACCAAGUACGACCGACUGGCGCAGUGGUUCCGGAACUGGCGGUGGGGGCAACGGACUGUCGACGAGUCUGUCCGGGUCUAGCUUGCGGGACAAGUGGUCCAGGUCAACGAGUUGGCGCGAAGAGGAGAGUGUCAUAGGCGAUGGGCCUGGAGGGCGGCCACUGCAUUCGUCGUCAGCGGGUGGUGGCUACAAACCUCGGAUGUCGGCUCUGAGCGGCGGAGAUCUCAACACGAGUGGAAGACCGGGAGGUGGCCUACGGCGUCACUGAGACGCCGAUGAUCAACUGCCGGAGUGGGCCACGGAGAACCCGUCGGAUUACGGAGGUAAGCCUCGGAAGAGGCGGACCCCGGCAGCAAAAAGAAGUCUGAACCGGUACGGAACGCUACGGCGGAUGAAAAGCCUCCAAAAGCCAGCGAAUCGGAAUCCCGGCGUCCGAGAUGGCGUUCCCGGCGUCCCGCACCUGCUGCAACUAUUCCC
Molecule: messenger RNA, 896 nt
Organism: Culex pipiens pallens (northern house mosquito)
Lineage: Eukaryota; Metazoa; Arthropoda; Insecta; Diptera; Culicidae
Exons: 2
Coding region: 385-687 (100 amino acids)
Source: RefSeq, a predicted model, not a curated record